AUGGUCUCUCCUAUAAAAUGUGUUAAUAUUAGAGUACAUAAAGGAGCAAUUAAGACCUCGAUAGCAUUAUUUGUUGGAUUUGUUUUUGGUAUCUUUAUAGGAUUAUCAUUUCCAGCACUACCUUUAACAAAGAUGAAUCUCCCAUCAAACCUUGUUCCAUCCAUUGAUCACAAAAUUCCUAGCAUAUAUUCACGGCAUCUUAAAAGUGAUAGACACAUGUCUAAAGAGUUUCGCAAACUCAAUGAGAAUAGAAAGAUUUGGAUACCUACAAAUCCUCGAGGAGCUGAAAGGUUACCCUCUAGAAUUAUCGAAUCUCAAUCAGAUUUCUAUCUUCGUCGGUUAUGGGGUCUACCAUAUCAUGACCUAAGCAUGAAACCAAAGUAUCUUGUAACUUUUACAGUUGGUUAUGACCAGAGACACAACAUUGACAAAUCAAUAAAAAAGUUCUCUGAAAACUUCACUAUUGUGUUAUUCCACUAUGAUGAUCGUAUUAGUGAGUGGAAUCAGUUUGAGUGGUCAAAGAGAGCAAUUCAUAUCAGUGCUAGCAAGCAAACUAAAUGGUGGUAUGCUAAACGGUUUCUACAUCCUGACAUUGUGGCCUCCUAUGAUUACAUCUUUAUUUGGGACGAGGAUCUAGGGUUGAAGCACUUUGAUGCAGAGGAGUACUUAAAAAUAGUAAAGAAAUAUGGUUUGGAGAUCUCACAACCUGGUGUAGACCAAAGUAGUAGUUAUACAUGGGAAAUGACAAGAAGAAGGGAUGGUGUUGAAGUUCAUAAAGAAGCUGAGGAGAAAGAUGGUUGGUGUUCUAAUCCACCUGUGCCACCUUGUGCUGCAUUUGUUGAGAUCAUGGCUCCUGUAUUUUCUAGAGAUGCAUGGCGUUGUGUAUGGCAUAUGAUACAGAAUGACCUAGUUCAUGGAUGGGGUCUUGAUUUUGCUCUCAGAAAAUGUGUGGAGUCUGCUCAUGAAAAAAUAGGAGUUGUUGAUGCUCAAUGGAUUAUCCACAAAAGUAUUCCUUCACUUAAUAACCAAGGGCAAGCAGAGAGUGGAAGAGAACCUUGGGAAGGGGUGAGAGAAAGAUGUCAUGAAGAAUGGGAAAUGUUCAAAAGUCGUAUGACUUAUGCUGAAAAGAAACUGAAAUUUGAUAUUUAG
This is a messenger RNA of Vicia faba (fava bean), 1149 nucleotides long. The record is from the annotation of a GenBank genome assembly. Lineage: Eukaryota; Viridiplantae; Streptophyta; Magnoliopsida; Fabales; Fabaceae.